Molecule: messenger RNA, 3342 nt
Organism: Sinocyclocheilus anshuiensis
Lineage: Eukaryota; Metazoa; Chordata; Actinopteri; Cypriniformes; Cyprinidae
Product: integrin alpha-3-like
Exons: 25
Coding region: 294-3230 (978 amino acids)
Biological process (GO): integrin-mediated signaling pathway; leukocyte migration; cell adhesion mediated by integrin
Cellular component (GO): integrin complex; external side of plasma membrane
Molecular function (GO): integrin binding
Source: RefSeq, a predicted model, not a curated record
CGCGCACUACUGCAUUUAAGGGCUCUCUCUCUCUCUUAUCAGACUUGUGGGACAUAUCUAGUCCUCUAUUUGGGGAAGCAGGGCUGAGGGCUGGUGAAGUGUGGCGGACAGCGGCAGGUUGGAAUUCGCUGCGGGUGUGUGGAAGCGGGGAACCGAGAACAGUAAGAAACACCUUACAGCUCAGUGCCAGAGAGUGUAAGACGCUUUCCUAUGGCGUGUGAUUGAUCAAUUCAAUCUCAUUGGCUUUGCUUGUACAAGUGGCAGAGAGAGGGAGAGAGAGGGGAAUAUUAAUCAUGGCUGGAAAGUCUCUGCACUUGUGCGUAUUCUUGAUUUGCGCAAUUCAAACGAACACUGGAUUUAACAUUGACGUGCAGUUCCCGGUUAUCAAAGAAGGAAAAACCGAGGGCAGCUUAUUUGGAUUUUCUGUUGCAUUGCACAAACAGACCGAAAAGACAAAGACGAACUUGCUUUUAGUCGGAGCGCCCCAAGAAAAAGCCCAGCCCCAGCUCAGCAAAUUCAACAUUAAUGAAACCGGAGGCGUGUAUUACUGUCCCAUCACCAUCGACCAGCAUGACUGCAGGAGGAUGGACCUCAUCAGUCCACCGCAGUCGACAGAGAUGGUGGAGGGCAUGUGGCUGGGAGUGACCGUGGCCAGUCAGAGGAAUGGAGGACGUGUUCUGGCAUGUGGUCAUCGCUAUGUAAAGAAACUGCUGGGUGCUGAGGAGCAGCAGCGUAUGGUGGGCAAAUGUUACGUGCGGGGCAACGACCUGACCUAUGACCCGUCUGAUUACUGGCAGUCUGACACUUACGAGCUCAAGUACACUGUGGUGACGGGGGCUCCCAGAGACAAUUUCAAAGGUUCAGUGAUCCUUGCAGAAAAACAAGAUUUGGUUCUUAACCCAGUGACGAUGAUCCCAGGGGAACAAAUAGGGUCGUACUUCGGCGGCUGCUUGGCGGUGACCGACCUCAACAAUGACGACUGGAACGACCUGAUCGUUGGAGCUCCGUUCUACUUCGACCGCUACAAGGAGGAGGGAGGAGCAGUUUACAUCUUCAUGAACGAGAACGGAUCCUUCCAGGAAAAGGCCAGCUUGGUUCUGAAGGGUAAAAAAGGCUCAGGGUUUGGAUUUGCUGUUGCUGCGCUGGGGGACGUCAAUCAGGAUGGAUUUCAAGAUUUUGCUGUUGGUGCUCCGUUCCAUGACUCUGGGAAAGUCUAUAUAUGGAUGGGAAGUAAAAAUGGAAUAAAUAAAGAACCUAGCCAGGCGAUCGAGGGGAAAUCAUUAGGUCCCAGUGGCUUUCAGACGUUCGGCUACUCUCUCAGUGGAGGAAAAGCGAUCGAGGGGAAAUCAUUAGGUCCCAGUGACUUUCAGACGUUCGGCUACUCUCUCAGUGGAGGAAUGGAUAUGGAUGGAAAUGAUUAUCCUGACAUUUUGGUGGGCUCCAUGGAUGACCGCAUCGCUCUCUUGAGGGCUCGUCCGGUCAUCCACCUCUCCAAAAACUUCACAGUAGAGCCAAAGAUUGUGAUUCCAAGCCAGUGUGUUAAUUCCUGCAUAAAGGUGACGGUGUGUUUCAGUUACUCUCUCAGCAAUGGAAACAAAGCCUUCAGGAAGGCCAUCACUGUGAAGUACACAGUAGACGCUGACCAGAAUCGCCGUGGCGCUCGAGUCCGUUUUCUUAACAACAAGCAAAGCACAUUUACAAGCCAGCUGUCUUUCUCCGCUCCCGCAUGUCAAGAGCUGGAACUUACUGUUAAUAUUCCUGUGAGGGACAAACUUCAGCCCAUAGCGUUUACUCUGAACGUGUCUCUAAAUGAGCAGAAAGCAGCAGCACAGCAAACACUCCAGAGUCUGGACGAUUUCCCUGUGCUGAGCGGACAGCAGAUCCUGACCGACAAAACCGAGAUUAACUUUCAUAAGGAGUGUGGUGAUGACAACAAGUGCAGCAGUAACCUGCAGCUCAAGGCCACAUUUGCUGAUGAGAAUCACAUUCCCUUCCCUGGUCAAACGAUGGAGUUCAACAGUAACAUUAAGAAGCUGGUGAUGAUGGUGGAAGUUACUAACACGCCGGAUGCAGGCAGGCAGGCCGAGGACGCCCAUCAGGCCAUGCUGAACAUCACCAUUCCCCCCUCACUCAAAUACUCAGGAGUGCGCCCUCAGCCUGGUUUCGAUAUUGAGUGCAGCGCAAACGAAACUGUGAUUUGCGAUCUGGGAAACCCAUUUAAAAGCAAUCAGAAGGCCUCAUUCAUAAUCAUCUUUGAGACUUCUGGUAUAACGCUUUACACCGAGCAGAUUGAAUCUCAGCUUCAGCUCUCCACUAUCAGUGAGCAGAAGGAUCUGUAUCCUGUUCCUGUCACCCUCAACGUGAAGAACACAGUCCUCACUACCUUUUCCUUAGAAAAAUCAGUGAUUGACACGUUGUUCAGUGGCAGUGUGAUUGGUGAAUCUGCUAUGAACAGCACCAGUGAUGUGGGGAGUCCGCUGGAGUUUGUGUUUCGUGUACACGUGCUGGGAGAACCUCUGAGAGAUUUGGGAACUCUGAUGAUUGACUUUGAAUGGCCAUUUGAGGUAACCAAUGGGAAAUGGCUGCUGUAUCUCACAGAGAUAGUGAUCAAAGGAGCGUCAGAGUCACGUUGUGUCCCACCGGGGAAGGUUGUCAACCCUCUCAACCUCACACUGUCAGAUCGAGCUACCAAACGGUCCAAAAGAGAGUUGGAGUCAGGAUAUCCCUAUGCAGAAGCUUCUGUCACCAUCCAGGCACCUCGUAAAGUGUCCCAUUUGCUGGAGUGUUCAAAGCUGACGGCUCGCUGCAUGACCUUCUCCUGCCCGCUGCAUAACAUGUUGACUCAGGCGGAGAUCAGAGUUAAGUCUCGCAUGUGGAACAGCACCUUGCUGGAGGAUUACGCCAAUGUCCUGCGAGUGGAAGUGAAGGGCCAGGCCACGCUGAGACUGCUGACGGAUAAACCGGCCAUCAAAAUGGACAACCAGAUCAGAGAGUUUUCAGUAAACAUUGAUCCAGUGCUGGGAGAGGAGACGCCGUAUGAAGUUCCUCUCUGGAUCAUCAUUGUUGCAGCGGUUGCAGGGAUACUGUUAUUAGGCAUCAUCAGUCUCAUUCUGUGGAAGUGCGGUUUCUUCCGACGGGCCAGCAGGAGGGAGAUGUAUGAGGCCAAAUCCCAGAAAGCAGAAAUAAAGAUCCAGCCCUCUGAGACAGAGAGGCUGACGGAGGAAUACUGAGCCUAUGCUAUGGCAGCACUGUUAGGGCCCUUCGUGCGGUUUCUUCAAAAGGACCGUUUACUACAGGAUAAUGCCAAAGUACCAUGGAGUGAAAGUACGCAAAGAGGAACGC